GUUUAUCUGAUCUGAUUAAAACUUGUUAUAUUAAUGCCCGUGCGGUCACAUAGUUAGGGAGGGAAACCGCUCAUUUUCUUACACAACGUGACUGUUUAACAAACAACUGCGAAAAGAAAAGAAAUGAGAAAACUAGUCCCUGUGAUACUAGCAACAUGUUUCAUAUUUCAAACGAGUAUUGUGUCUACGAAGCAACUGAAAGUAAAGAAAACAUGGAAACCGAAUUCAGGCAUUAUUAGACAAGACCAUAGACAAUCCAACCGAACACACAGUACGAAAUGGAGCGAUGUUAACAAGUAUGUACGGCUCUCUCCGAAUGAAAUAUGUGAUAUCAUUUGCGACCCAGUAGAAUGCAUCGAGUACAGCUGUCCUGAUGGCGUAUGUUGUACACCUGGUUCACCGGAAAGCUUAUGCUGCCCUCUCGAUCAUCCAUUGUGUGUCUAUGUCGGUUGCUGUGCGGCGGGUCACCCGGAGGUAUGUGGCCAGUAUUGCUGCGAGGUAGGUCAGACCUGCUGUCCACUCGGCUGUUGCGAAAGUUCUGGCAUUUGUUGCGGAAGCGGAUGUUGCGAACUUACAGAGGUUUGUUGUUUGGAUCACUGCUGCGACGCCGGGGACACGUGUUGCGGAAGCGGAUGUUGCGAAAGUAACGAAACAUGCUGUGGAGGAAAUAGUUGUUGUAAACAAAAUGAAACUUGUUGCGGCAACGAGUGUUGUACAGAGGGCGAGAAAUGCUGUAUGAAAGAUGGUCAGCAAUCGUGUUGCAGUGGAAAAGAAUCCAACGCUUGUUCGAGCGCACAGUAUUCUGACCCAUGUCCUUACCAGUUUGACGUGCAUCAGUGUCAGCAAAUGAGCUAUACAAAUCAGCCUCUAGCGAAAUAUACGGAGAAAGAUUGCCCGGAUAUUUUGAAGACAGGAGUUCUCUAUCGCCCAUUAAGAGCAGAUGAAUCAUGUUAUGAAGGGCUGAAGGCAAGAUCACCGCAUGCAUCAGAAUCUGUGCUCUCGUUUGUCAACUGCGGCUCUAAGAACGGGUAUAUGUCACAGUUCAUUUCUUCUACAUCUUCGCUGGAAGUAGCAAAGUCAUAUCAAAAUGGAACUAUUGAUGUUAAAAUCGCACAAAUUGACGUCAAUAAAGACCUACUUGCUGCCUGCCAUAUUGUCGACCUGACGGACGUGGGUCAACGUAAGAAACAUCUAGGAGAUGCUAAAAGCAACCAGUUUGCUGCUGAGGUAUGCGAGUAUCUUCUAACGUGCAACGCUAGAGUACCAUGUAAGGAAGUGACCGGUAAAUGAAGAGGCAAUUUCCUAUCAUCGUCUACUAGUAUUCUCUUUAUUGAUAUGGAAUUAUUGGCUAUAUUUAGUAAUUUAUCUGAAAUCUUUAAGUAUAUUCCGUACGGGGUAUGGUAAUCGGAUAAUACAUUGAACAACCCGACAUUUCAUCUGCCCAUAUGCGAUGAAAAUCCAGUUGCUUAAUCUGAAUAUGUGUUAUGUGUAUCAGUUUGAUAUAUAAUUAUUAUAAUUUUUAAUAAAAAAUAUUCCAAUUUGGUAUCACAAUGACUUAAAAUGACAUUUCUUACUUUGUUAAUUCUUUUGAAUGUAUAAUAAACCUUAUAUGAUUAA
Molecule: messenger RNA, 1617 nt
Organism: Mercenaria mercenaria
Lineage: Eukaryota; Metazoa; Mollusca; Bivalvia; Venerida; Veneridae
Product: keratin-associated protein 10-11-like
Exons: 2
Coding region: 124-1290 (388 amino acids)
Source: RefSeq, a predicted model, not a curated record